GCCAGGUUGUCAGUUGUUUGUCGCUCAAACGGGAACUCUUUGCUGUACUCUUCAUGUCAACGAUUGUAUCACUUUCCCCCAUAUAUUGUCAUCAUUAGUGUUAAAACAGCCAUGUCUCGGUUACUGUGUUUAUCACGGGGUCUCAUAUGCACACGGUGUAAAUACAGUGUUCAGAAAUCCGAGCCCUUUGUGUCUUUGUUGACAUCCAGAGGGAAGUUGAGAGAUCAGCUGAAGAGGUUGAUUUCGACAGGCAGAAGACCCGUCCUCACGACCUGCAACAGCAGACACCCGCUCCUGUGGCUGUUCGGUAUCGGGACGGGUGUUGUUCUGGCUCUAGGGCUGAAAUAUCGCGCUUCUGAGUCUGGACGCUGUGAAAGUAACGUGCAGAAGACGCUCAGAGUCACUGAAUACACAGCCGCUAUAGAAACCAGCAGAGACCUGCUGCAGCGGAUAAAGGUACAGGAUGAAGUUGGAGCUCCUGGGAUGGUUAUCGGAGUCUCCGUGGAUGGCAGGCAUGUUUGGUGUGAAGGAGUUGGCUAUUCAGAUCUGGAGAACAGAGUGCCUUGUGGUCCAGACACAGUGAUGAGAAUCGCCAGCAUCAGUAAACCUCUGACUGCAGCCGCCGUUGCCAGACUCUGGGAGGAUGGUAAGAUAGAUCUAGACGCUCCUGUCCAAAAAUACGUGCCAGAGUUCCCGCAGAAGCAAUUUGAAGGGGCAGAUGUCACAAUAACGCCCCGGAUGCUCCUGUCCCACUUGAGUGGCAUCCGUCACUACGAGAAAGAUGCCAAGAAAGUGCGAGAGGACAAAGAGAAAGCCAAGCGCCUUCUGAAGCCCGCGGAGAAGAAAGAGGAGAAGGCCUCAGACGAAAACAAAGAGAAGCCGAAAGCGGAGGACAUCGGCGCUAAAAGCAAAGAAGCUAAAGAAGGCCGAAAGAGGAAAAAAGAGUUCGAGCAGGAGGAGUAUUACCUCAAAGACAACUUUGAGAAUGUCAUCCAGGCUCUGGACUUAUUCAAAGACGAUCCUCUGAUUUUUAAACCCGGUUCCACGUUCCUGUAUUCGACGCAUGCGUACACCCUGCUGAGCGCCGCGGUGGAGAGAGCGGCAGGGCAGCGCUUCCUCGACCACAUGAUGAAGAUGUUUAGAGAGCUGGGCAUGCUGAACACCGUGCCGGACGAAAACGACCCUAUCAUAUACAAGCGCUCUAGGUUCUACCACUUCAAUAAAAAGGGUCGCGUUGUGAACUGCCCCUAUGUGGACAAUUCAUACAAAUGGGCCGGAGGUGGAUUUCUGUCCACGGCGGGUGACCUUCUGCUGUUCGGUAACGCUCUGCUCUACAGCUAUCAGAUGGCCGAGCUGAAGAACACAGACGGACUGCUUCCUGGCUUCCUCAAGCCCCGCACUGCCAAAGCCAUAUGGGCACCGGUGGACAAAACGGAGGCGUCGUGGGACAAAGACGGACUGUAUGCCCAGGGCUGGCUGGUGGUGGAGAAACAGCAGAAAUACGGGCAGUGCCGCAGCCGCAGGCAUUACGUCUCACACACGGGGGGCGCCGUGGGGGCCAGCAGCGUCCUGCUGGUGUUACCCAGCCAGAGCAAACACGGUCCUCCACGGGGGGUGGUGGUGACCAUCAUCACAAACAUGCAGUCGGUGGGGCUCAACGCCACCGCUCUGAAGAUCGCGCAGGAGUUCGACAAGGCCAGGGAUGAAACACCGCCCUGAUCCCUUUGUAGUCUUUUAAGAGGUUGGUGGUGAAUAUCGUGCUGAGGUGUUCAUGUCCUCGUUUUUAAUUCAACAUUUGUGCCAAGCACUUGAUUUGAUAGCUUUAGACGUAAUAAGGAAUAUGUUGAAGAAAUAAAAAGGUAUUAUGUCAUCUUUUACAACCUCAUAGUCAUUUAAAGUCUUUGUGCAAUACUUGUGCUUUUUAAAAUGCAUUUCACACCUGAGUCCUCAAGUGAACUGAAUAAAGGGUCAAAACGUGACAAACUGUA
Molecule: messenger RNA, 1988 nt
Organism: Puntigrus tetrazona (Sumatra barb)
Lineage: Eukaryota; Metazoa; Chordata; Actinopteri; Cypriniformes; Cyprinidae
Gene: lactb
Product: lactamase, beta
Exons: 6
Coding region: 112-1719 (535 amino acids)
Source: RefSeq, a predicted model, not a curated record